Messenger RNA from Trametes versicolor FP-101664 SS1, 2029 nucleotides. RefSeq lists its product as uncharacterized. Gene Ontology annotation, molecular function: ubiquitin protein ligase activity; zinc ion binding. The transcript is spliced from 5 exons. Lineage: Eukaryota; Fungi; Basidiomycota; Agaricomycetes; Polyporales; Polyporaceae. The record is from RefSeq and is a predicted model, not a curated record. Bases 168 to 1502 code for a protein of 444 amino acids. Gene Ontology annotation, cellular component: cytoplasm.
AACGAGCUCGACAUCGAAGGCAGCGUGCGAGGGGAGCAUGACGGUGGAAGUCACAUGCAGAGAAGGCGGGGCGCGCGUCGACCCAGGGCCAUCGCCGCUACUUGGCACUCAGCCUCCGUUCCUCCUCGACCCUCACGUCCACAUCCCCGCCGCCCUUGACAGUAGCAAUGGGCGAUUCUGCGACGUUGACCUCUGUGCUCGAGUCCCAGACUACGCUUCUUCAAGAAGCCGCGCUCGCGCUCCCCCAUUCGUUCUCGCAGUGCACCUACUCGCUCGGACACAUCCGCCAGGCCGUUUACCUCUGUCUUACCUGCGCUCGCGCGUCCCCCUCAUCUACACCUCGUGGAAUAUGCUCAGCGUGCUCCAUUGCAUGCCAUACCGACCACGAGCAGCUCGAGCUCUUCCCGAAGCGCGGUUUCCGCUGCGACUGCCCGACGCGUGCCCUCGCGCAUGCAUGCACUUUGCACACCGCUCUCGAAGAGCCCAAUGAGACGAACGUAUACGGGAGCAACUUUCAAGGCGUGUUCUGUCGGUGCGGACGCCCGUACGAUGCGGAGAAGGAGCGGGAGACGAUGAUCCAGUGUCUUGCCUGUGAGGAUUGGUUCCAUGAAUCAUGUCUGAACCUCCGCGAGCGCCCGUUAUCGCGCGAGCCUACCCCCGCCGCGGAACCCGCAGGAGAUGACGGCGCGUCGGACGCGUCGUCGUCGGGACUACCCCCGCCGCUCAUCCGUGCGGAUGACUAUGACGUCCUUGUAUGCGGGGCGUGUGUACGCGGGAUCGACGCUCUGCGACGACUGGCGGGCACCCCGGGGGCCAUGAUGGUUGUGCGUUCUUCCGAAACCGAACCAUGGCAAGUCGUCGGGCAGGAAGACACGAAAGAGGCUGCGUCGGUCGAUAUCGAGAGCAAGGAUGAGAAGCCUACAGAAGAUGUCUCGAAUGUUCCCGCCGCGGGAGAGAAACGCGAGCGGUCACCUACGAAGGAGGGGGAACCUCAAGCGAAGAGGGCGCGGGUAUCUGCAGAGGCGGAGACCCCUCCGCCAUGCUUGGCCCCUCCUCAGGACCCUAGGAUAUCCCGUCUACUGUCCGAUUCACAGCCGAACACAUCUAACGAUGACGCGCCAGCGUCCUUACCUGGGAGUGCUGAGGAAUACAUGGGGUGCGGAGACGUCUUUCUCACCGAAGGGUGGAGAGACCGGUGGUGUCAUUGUAAGAGUUGUCAUCCAUCGCUACAAUCCCACCCGUUCCUGUUGGAGGAGGAAGAAACAUACGAACCCCCGGAAGAUCCGGAUUCCGGUCUGUCGCUCGAAGAGCUCGGAAUGCGCGCGCUGCAGCGCCUUCCCCGCGAGAAAGCGCUAAAUGGUAUCAUGGAGUUUAACGCCAUGCGCGACGACCUCAUGAAACACCUUCGCCCAUUUGCAGAGAAUGGCGAGGAGGUGAAGGAGGCGGAUAUCAGGGCCUUCUUCGACGCGCGGAUCCAGCAAAUCCGGUCGAAGCGACAGUGACUCCCGCAAGCCCGUCCGAUCCUGUAUACUCGUGCCAAGUCCCCUGUACUGUAGAAGGCUAUUGCAACGCACUUUUUCCCGGCGCCUCCUGCCCUGCGCGAAGGUCAACCGCCCGCUGCGACCAGUGCGGAAGUUCGGGUGCUUGGUGUCUCUAUUUACGACCCGCGUCCAUGGACGAGACCCCGUAUACGGCACGCCGGAACGGGUCGGGUCCCCCGAUGUCUCCUGAAAUGCCGUACUCGCCCCUGGGCUCUGGCCACAAGCGUGCGCUCGUCGUCGUCCCGGCCAGGCCAACAGCGAGCAAGCCCCUGGGCCCAUCCUCGCCGGCAUGGAGCAUGUAUGCUGCCGACGCGGAAGCGCUGCGCGCGAAGGAGGCCCGAGCGCGCGAAAGUGGCACAACACGCGGAUGUCACGGGACCGCAGGGUGCACGUGACAGGACUUGUUGAUCGUGAAUAGGUGGAGGGUUCAGUUGCAGCCACGACCAGUCGCAUCUUGUCCCCCGACCGCUACCAUCCCCUCCCUUUCC